CGCGGGCUGCCCCAGAGACUGGGCCAGGCUCCGGCCAAGGCUUCCCCACCGCUACCCCUCCCUGGAGGACAGUGCCCCGGGGAAAUGCGUUCUCCCGACAGGACGGAGGACUGGCCGGGAAGGAGACUGUGCCUGAGAGAUGCCACAUUCCUGCAGCCCCUGGCAUCCAGUGGAGCAGCCUCAGUGGAGGUGGUGUGGAUAAUUGGGUGAACAAGGAUGCAUCGACCUCCAAAGGAGACUGCUGGAGGACCCUGGCCCAGCCUGGCAGCUGAGCUCCUGUUGGACUUGGGACAGCAGGUAAAACUUGGUGCAGAGCUCGUGAGAGAAGCAUGGCUUACUCCAGUGUUUUCUCCUUGCUCAUCAGACUGGUUGGGGCUUUGGAAUUUAAAGUGAGUUGGUAGAAAAGGAGUUUAUAGAAAUUGAAACCCCUAGAAGCUUCUAUAAUCCAUUGACUGGAUCCCCACAUACUGCUUAGAACACAGAGAAAGGCCGUGAUCCAAUUGAGCUUUGUAUCCUUCUAAGUGAAGGAAGGCAUUUCAGCAAGCAGCUCCAGCAUUUUAGCCAGAAAGAGCCUCCUGUCACAUGGAGUUGGAAGGGGACGACGACGUGCAACAUCCUGUUUUCUGAGGCCCUCAGCGACAGAGGAGAAGGACACUGGCUUUUCCUUCCAAGAUGCCAGUUUGAAAGAAGCAUGAGCCAUUCCAAGCAUCAAGGAGAGUUCAGGAGGCAGAAGAGUCGGCAGCCCUCCCAGGGCAGGUGAGGAAAAUGGACAGAGUCCCCAGCUGAGCAGGUCGGUGAGUAAGGACUUUCUCUGAUGCGGUGACCUCACCGGGGCAGAAAGUGUCCCUGGGCCGUGCAACCUGACAGAAUGAGGUGGACUGGGGAAGCAGCCACCUGGCACUCGGCCCUUCCUGAUUGCCCCAGUAUCGCCCAGCCAGCCCCAGACCACUGAGUCAACAAUGGCCGAGAAAGGCGACUGCAUCGCCAGCAUCUAUGGCUAUGAGUUGGGUGGGCGCUUCGUUGACUUUCAGCCGCUGGGCUUCGGUGUCAAUGGGCUGGUGCUGUCGGCCAUGGACAGCAGGGCCUGCCGGAAGGUGGCCGUGAAGAAGAUUGCCCUGAGCGACGCUCGCAGCAUGAAGCACGCGCUCCGGGAGAUCAAAAUCAUCCGGCGUCUGGACCAUGACAACAUCGUGAAGGUGUAUGAGGUACUGGGACCCAAGGGCACAGAUCUGCAGGGUGAGCUCUUCAAGUUCAGCGUGGCCUACAUCGUCCAGGAGUACAUGGAGACAGACCUGGCACGUCUGCUGGAGCAGGGCACACUGACAGAGGAGCACGCCAAGCUGUUCAUGUACCAGCUGCUCCGCGGGCUCAAGUACAUCCACUCUGCCAACGUGCUGCAUAGGGACCUGAAGCCCGCCAACAUCUUCAUCAGCACAGAGGACCUUGUGCUCAAGAUUGGGGAUUUCGGGUUGGCACGGAUCGUAGACCAGCAUUACUCACACAAGGGUUAUCUGUCAGAGGGACUGGUGACAAAAUGGUACCGCUCUCCACGACUGCUCCUGUCCCCCAACAACUACACAAAAGCCAUUGACAUGUGGGCUGCUGGCUGCAUCCUAGCCGAGAUGCUCACGGGGAGAAUGCUCUUUGCUGGGGCUCACGAGCUGGAGCAGAUGCAGCUCAUCCUGGAGACCAUCCCCGUGACCCGAGAGGAGGACAAGGACGAGCUGCUCAGAGUGAUGCCCUCCUUCGUCAACAGCACCUGGGAGGUGAAGAGGCCUCUGCGCAAGCUGCUUCCCGAGGUCAACAGUGAAGCCAUCGACUUUCUGGAGAAGAUCCUGACCUUUAAUCCCAUGGACCGCCUAACAGCUGAGAUGGGGCUGCAGCACCCCUACAUGAGCCCAUACUCUUGCCCCGAGGAUGAGCCCACCUCGCAACACCCCUUCCGCAUCGAGGAUGAGAUUGAUGACAUCCUGCUAAUGGCUGCCAGCCAGAGCCAGCUCUCCAACUGGGACAGGUAUCCCGUGAGCCUCUCGUCGGACCUGGACUGGCGUCCCGACCGCUGCCAGGAUGCGAGCGAGGUGCAGCGCGACCCUCGAGCGGGCUCGGCGCCGCUGGCCGAAGACGUGCAGGUGGACCCGCGCAAGGACUCGCAGAGCAGCUCCGAGCGCUUCCUGGAGCACUCGCACUCGUCCAUGGAGCGCGCCUUCGAGGCCGACUACGGGCGCUCCUGCGACUACAAGGUGGGGUCCCCCUCCUACCUGGACAAGCUGCUGUGGCGGGACAACAAGCCGCACCACUACUCGGAGCCCAAGCUCAUCCUGGACCUGUCGCACUGGAAGCAGGCGGCCGGAGCUCCCCCUUCCGCCGCGGGGGCCGCGGACGCGGUGGCGCGCGAGGACGAGCCCUCCAGCCUCUUCCUGGAGAUCGCGCAGUGGGUCCGGAGCACGCAGGGCGGCCCGGAGCCGGCCAGCCCGCCCCCUGGUAGUCCCGAGCGCCGCCUCUCUGCCGCGCCCCCUGGCCCCCCGGCCCCGCUCCACGGAGGUGCCAGCCCCCAGUUCGACUUGGACGUGUUCAUCUCCCGGGCCCUGAAGCUCUGCCCCAAGCCCGAGGACCUGCCAGACAAUAAACUGGGCGACCUCAAUGGCGCUUGCAUCUCUGAACACCCAGGCGACCUUGUGCAGACAGAGGCCUUCUCCAAAGAAAGGUGGUGAGCUCAGAGGGGGUGGCUCAAGGACCGACCCCAGAGAGCUGGACACAGUCAGAGGAGGCCACCUCCUUGCCCCCUCCCCACCCCUUCGGCCCCCCUCUGCUGCUGCCUUAAGGUUAGCAGAACACACGAGGAUCCGAGGAGCGAGAGGAAUGUCCAUUUCUUAAACUGCCUUAAUAAUUAGCCUUUAACCUCUGGGAACAGGUUUGAGCAGAGCCUGGCUGGAAGCUAUCACUUUCCCAGCGAAGGGAAUGCUUAUGUCUUACAAGUGGCAGUGUGCAGGGAAGAAACAGGUCUUGACAGUAAUUUGCAGCCCCUACCUGAGCGGUGGGGUGCACAAACAGCUUGCAGACAUAGUUUCCAAGCCAUGUGGCCCCUUCUAGCCUCUGCUGACAGAUGAGGAGAGACAGACACUUAGGCCCAAAGAAGCAAAAUGGCUGGCUUAGGAUCCCAGGCCUAGUGAGUGCCAGGGCGAGUUCUGAAUCCCCAGCUCCUUCCUAGACCGGGGUCUGCCUAUAGUACAAUGUCUUUCUCUGCUGAGGCCUAGGUUCUUGGUUAGAAAACUUGGUCCAAGAUGUUUCUUUCUUAUCUAUUACCAUCUUCCCCAUCCAGUGUCCCUUUAUUUGGAGAAAUGUUUCUUGUAUUCUGAAAUUGGAAACUGAACCGGUUUCUUUUGCCUAGUCACCAAGCAUAUAUUUUCUGACUCCCCAAAGUGCUUCAAUGCCCUCAUUGGCCAUCUCCCUGUAUUGCCUCAACCCUACAUGAUCUGAAGUCUUUGCUUCUGAGCAGUUUGGCAUCCACAGACAAGUUCAGUCAUCCUCCUAGAACUGUCUAUAAACCCACCUCUUGCAUGCCCUAUGCACUUUGCUGAAACACACCAAGACACAGCCCCUCUCCCCAGUGAUGUCACACACGGGUGACUUUGAAGACAGCAGCUCCAAGAUCCCUGUAGUUCACCCCAGAAUCCAACCAACCCCAUCCACAGGCUCCUCUCCAUCCCUACCUCAGCACCAAAUGUUCUUGGCACAAAUUGCUGGCUUUGGAGGAAGCAGUAAGGUGCCUGCCAUGGAGCAAAUGCAUGAUGAAGGAAGGCCACAUAGAACCCUUCACUAAUGCUGCACUUGCUGUUGACCAUCACUUAACCUUGGCCACGAACAGGUCCUAAAGAAACGCAUGGAGAAUAGCAAUCUUGAGACAGGAAACCCAGAAAGAUAAGCAGGUGGUAAAGAAGGAGUGCCCACCUCAAGGGACCUCAGGAGUCAGGCAUUGACAUGGAGACCCCAUGGCAAAGAACAACCCCAUCUCAAAGCAGUCUUGGAGUGCAAGGCCCUCUACAGAAGCAUGGGGUGGGAACCCACUAACUGCCCCCAGCCAGAUCCCUGAACACUGUCAUUUCUUCUCCUCCUUCCCCUGCCCCUGUCAGGACCCUAAAGACCCCCACAGGAAGUCUAGCCAGUCUAGUAUGAGAGGAUUCCCUGGGCUUGACCUGUGUUACCCUCAUAUCGCAGCACCUUAAAUCUAAUUAGCAAACUAUGAUUUGUACAUUGAAACCUGCAAUAUGUUAGAAACUUAUAUUUAAAAACAGAAUUAAUCACACACAGUUUUAAUAUGUAAAUAUGAAGUGUUUAUGUUCUGCUUUUUCUCUCCUUUAAGAAAAUGAAAUGCACCCCACACUCCUCAUGUGCCAUUGUGUCCUCAGAGGGCAGCUUCACUUUCUGAGUAAAGAACAAGCUGCUGACUUGACCACAAGUUCAUAUAGAAUUGCUAUUACAGAGGAAUUGUUAUAACUGCUCACAUUUUAAGAAAGUAUAUUAAACAUUGUUAAGCUUGAUCAGGAUGAGCCAAAUAAAAGUUCUUUUGGAACAUGGA
Molecule: messenger RNA, 4576 nt
Organism: Jaculus jaculus (lesser Egyptian jerboa)
Lineage: Eukaryota; Metazoa; Chordata; Mammalia; Rodentia; Dipodidae
Gene: Mapk4
Product: mitogen-activated protein kinase 4
Exons: 6
Coding region: 960-2711 (583 amino acids)
Biological process (GO): intracellular signal transduction; protein phosphorylation; cell surface receptor signaling pathway
Cellular component (GO): nucleus; cytoplasm
Molecular function (GO): ATP binding; MAP kinase activity
Source: RefSeq, a predicted model, not a curated record